AUGUGGGGUUCGGGAAUCCCAUCUGCAUUCUAUGUUGCAAAAGAUUGAGACAUCCUUUAGGGAAACUGUUAGAAAGAACCAGUGUAAGACCAGAAACCCAAGGGGAAUUACUCUUAAAACAGAAUCUGAUGAAAUGGCUUCCAGUCAAGAUUGUACAGCAGAUGGAACUGAUAGCUCUAGCAGUAUGGUGUGUGGAUCUACUGCUGAUACAUUGGAGCAGGCAUUAUCUUUUAAAAUUGAGGUUGGGAGGAAUGAAGAUGAAAAAGCUGAUUCCUAUAAGAGAUAUCUAGAUUUCGAGAAGUGGACGUGGAAGGAAUGCUUUAAUCCCUCUGUAUUAUGUGCUAUGAAAUAUGGGAAGAAAAGAUGCUCAGAGCUGCUUGGCAUUUGUGAUGUCUGCCAAUACCUACUCUUCUGAAGACAACCACCGUUCUUGUUGUCAUGCUACUUUCAGUGCCCUUGAUGACUACAGUUUUUCUGAACACAUGGUUCAAUGUGAAGCAAAACAAAAAGUGGAUCCUAAGGGGACUUUCCAUGGUUCUGAUGUUUCUCUAACCAUGAGGUUCAGAUUGCUGAAGGCAAUGCUUGCAGUAAUUGAGGUUUCUAUUCCAUCUGAAGCCCUUCAACCUUUCUGGACUGACACAUAUCGAAAAUCUUGGGGUGUGAAGUUGCAGACUUCAUCAUCAGCAGAGGAACUUCUACAGGUUCCGUUUUCUUACAUGCUACCGUUUUUUUUUUUUUUUGGGCAUGUAACUUGAUCAAAUAAUUCAUCCUUAACCCUUUAGGUUUCUUUUUUUCAUGUACACUUAAAUCAAU
Telopea speciosissima is the source of this 813-nucleotide messenger RNA. Its product is annotated as homeobox-DDT domain protein RLT2-like. Lineage: Eukaryota; Viridiplantae; Streptophyta; Magnoliopsida; Proteales; Proteaceae. Gene Ontology annotation, biological process: regulation of transcription by RNA polymerase II. Bases 351 to 755 code for a protein of 134 amino acids. The record is from RefSeq and is a predicted model, not a curated record. The transcript has 2 exons.